CCAGGCAGGGGAAGCCCAGUUGAAAGUGGACGGCUGACCCCAUCCAAGCGCUCGGUCAGUUUGAGCAUCACAAACUUCCUGAAGCGCGUCUCCCCGCACUUCAGGCGCAAGCGGUCCAAGGAGCGCUCCAACAAAUCCAGGUCGGCGGACGGCUCUGCCCAGAGUCUGGCCAACACGCCCUCGGAUCCAGACACAGAUCGGGACAGUCCAACCGACGCUUUAACAGACAAGCCCAAACGCCCCGGGAAGUUCUCCAGGAGUCAAGUCCGGCAGUCGUUCAUGAAACUUGUCGGGCGAUCAAACUCAAAGUAG
This is a messenger RNA of Lymnaea stagnalis (great pond snail), 312 nucleotides long. Lineage: Eukaryota; Metazoa; Mollusca; Gastropoda; Lymnaeidae. The record is from the annotation of a GenBank genome assembly.